AUGAGAAGGCCUUGUUCAUCUGGCUCGUGUGCAUCUUCAGCCACUUAUUCCAUGCCUGCUGGUGGAAUAUGUGCUUGUGGGGAACUAAUUGUUUACCUGACAUCCCACACUUCUGAAAACCCAGGAAGACAUUUCUGGAGAUGCAGGAAUUUCAAGACACCUAAGGAUUGUGGAUUCUUCUUAUGGGAUGAUGAAGUUGUAGUCCAAAGUUCAGGAAGAGAAGGUGUUGUUGAUAUGUUGAGGACAGAGUUGGAAGAAUCGAAGAAGAAACUGGAUGAAUUGAAGAUGAAAUUGGAGGAUACAAAAAUGAAAUUGGAGGAUACAAAGGGGAAACUUGAGGAAAGCAAGAACAAGAUUUGGAAGCUUGACUGUGAGAUGCUGAAUAAGAAUAUGGCCUUUGUAGCCAUAUUGAUUGUUGUGUUAGCUUGGGUUGUUAGCUUUUGCUUCAUUUAUGGAAAAAUGUAA
Messenger RNA from Lotus japonicus, 465 nucleotides. RefSeq lists its product as uncharacterized. The transcript has 2 exons. NCBI's taxonomy places the organism in Eukaryota, Viridiplantae, Streptophyta, Magnoliopsida, Fabales, Fabaceae. Gene Ontology annotation, molecular function: zinc ion binding. The record is from RefSeq and is a predicted model, not a curated record. The coding region runs from base 1 to 465 and encodes 154 amino acids.